Exaiptasia diaphana is the source of this 2839-nucleotide messenger RNA. RefSeq names its product protein sidekick-2-like. The transcript has 14 exons. The record is from RefSeq and is a predicted model, not a curated record. The coding region runs from base 16 to 2724 and encodes 902 amino acids. Gene Ontology annotation, molecular function: protein binding. Gene Ontology annotation, biological process: cell-cell adhesion. NCBI's taxonomy places the organism in Eukaryota, Metazoa, Cnidaria, Anthozoa, Actiniaria, Aiptasiidae.
GAUUGUUCUCCAAAAAUGAAAUCAACAGAAGCCUUGUCUUCCACAAGUAUCCGAGUGACAUGGGAACCACUUCCAAAUACCUAUUGCAGGAAUGGAAUUCUGAGAGGCUACAAAGUCUUAUAUAGGAGACAAGGUACCCGUAAUACACAAAUGGCCAAUAUUAGUGCUGAUGUCCAUUCAAAGGUGAUAACAGAUCUUCAGAAGUAUACAAUGUACUUGUUCUCGGUAGUCGCAUAUACUGUCAAAGACAGUGAGCCAAGUAACACAAUAAGCAAAAGGACAAAAGAAGAUGCGCCUGAUUGUCGUCCGAAACUUAAAUCAGUCAAGGUCCUGUCUUCAACAAGUAUCAGUGCGACAUGGCAACCACUGCCAAAUACUACUUGCAGGAAUGGAAUUCUGAGAGGAUACAAAGUCGUAUAUAGGAGACAUGGUGUCCAUGAUGCUCAAAUGGUCAAUAUUGGUGCUCAUAUCCAUUCAAUGGUGAUAAAAGAUCUUCAGAAGUAUACGACCUACAUAUUCUCGAUUGUUGCGCAUACUGUCAAAGACAGUAAUCAAAGCAAUAUAAUAACAAGAACGACAUUUCAAGAUGCCCCCGAUUGUCGUCCAAAACUUAAAUCAGUCGAGGCCCUGUCUUCCACAAGUAUCCGAGUGACAUGGGACCCACUUCCAAAUACCAAUUGCAGGAAUGGAAUUCUGAGAGACUACAAAGUCUUUUAUAGGAGAUAUGGUGUCCGCAAUGCACAAAUGGACGUUACUGGUGCUGAUGUCAAUUCAAUGGUGAUAAGUGAUCUUCAGAAGUAUACAACAUACAUUUUCACAGUAGUCGCAUAUACUGUAAAGAACAGUAAGCCAAGUAACGAAAUAAGCAGGAGGACACUUCAAGAUGCUCCCGAUUGUCCUCCAAAACUUAAAUCAGUCAAGGUUCUCUCUUCCACAAGUAUCCGAGUGACAUGGCACCCACUGCCAAAUACCAAUUGCAGUAAUGGAAUUCUGAGAGGCUACAAAGUCUUAUAUAGGAAACAUAGUGUCCGUAAUACACAAAUGGCCAAUAUUAGUGCUGAUGUCCAUUCAAAGGUGAUAACAGAUCUUCAGAAGUAUACAACAUACAUAAUCAAAGUUGCUGCAUAUACUGUAAAGGACAGUAAGCCAAGUGACUCAAUAUCAAGAACGACAUUACAAGAUGCUCCCUCUGUACCCCUGAACGACAAAGCGAAGCUUAUCCAACCCAAUGACAAGUCUCGUAUACCACGUGUACAAGUCACGUGGGAUAAACCAUCACAUGAUAAUGGAAUCAUCACAAGAUACACACUUGUAUAUCGCUAUGAUAACGAUACAUCCAAUCAUGUGAAUAUAACCGAUAUAUCGUCGUUGGUAUAUACACUGGAUGUACUUGGUCAAGCAUGGUUUUGGUUUAAGAUGAGUGCGAGUACGAUCAAAGAAGGACAUUAUACUGCUAUCAAAAGCCUUUGGAUCCCUGCCUAUGCUCCACAUGUAGCGCCACAAGGUAUAAAAGCGACAAAGAAAAACGAAACUACCUUCAUAAUUAACUGGAAACCGUUGCGUAGGAACGAGGCCAAUGGCAUCAUAACAAAGUACAAAAUUUCUUGGAUUUUAAGACACAUAGGAAGAGCUAAAAGAACGGCAGUUCGAGAAUCCUUCACUGGAACAGCACAGGGAAACCAAUUUGUUUUACACAAUCUAAGACGUUGUGCGCAGUAUGAAGUUCGUGUAGCAGCUGCAACGGUUGCAGGAUUGGGUCCAAACGCUACUCACAAUAUUACAACAUCAAAACCAGGUGCACCUCACAAUUUAGAGUCACGUGGAYUAGGUAAAGCAUUUAUUACCUUGUCAUGGAGGAAGCCAAAAGCCAUGAUAACAAYGGUUAAAAGCUACAAGAUUUAUUUCAAGGGUUCAAAGUCGUACUGGCCUGUCUACAGUUCCCCACUUAAAACUAAAACCCAAGAUGGUAAACAAACAACACUUAAGAUUGGUGACUUGCAGCCAGGGACAUACUAUGAAUUUUGGGUAAUAGCGUUGACAGUUUGUGGUGAAAGCAACAGGAGUUUAACAGUAACAGAGGAAACAAAAGUGGACAAACCUCGUGCACCACAAUUUAGAGCUCCUAUGAAUCUUAAAGACAGUUUUAAUGUCACAUUAUGGACAUUCAAGCCCCACAAUGGACCAAUUAGCUCGUACCAGGUGAUUGCAAUCAGCGGCAGAAAUAAAUCCAUGAACGAAAUACCAGAAAAACUUAGAGACUAUAAAAAGGCCAGUGAUAAUGACGAAUCAAUGUACGUCACAGCCGAGCUUACACCAGUCCAGAUAAAAACCACAACAAUGUUUGUCAUUGGUGACAAUAGAAUGUACGGAAUAUACAAAAACGUCGCAUUGGAUAAAGGUCAAGUUUACACCAUAGCUGAGAGAGCCAUCACAAGAUAUAACGGAAGCGUCUACGUGAGCGACCCAGUCCAUAUCGCAACAAUCGAACUUAGUGCAGAAUUUAUGAAGAAGCCGCAAGAAUCAAAGAGUACCUCUAAUAGUGAUGUGGCCAUAGGAGUCGUAGUAUCCCUACUUGUAAUUGUGGUUAUACUAGCUCUUUUGGGCUUCAAAUACAAAAGGAAACGCAAUACAAAGAACGACUGCCCGCCUAUCUCUCUUGAUGUUUUUAGUAAAGAGGCUGAUGGCAACCGUGAAGAAACAUCCGCUAAACGACAACAAACUUAAUGUAAACGUUGAUGUUAGAGGUCAUCCAGAGGCUAUAAAACCAAUGACAAAACGUCAAUUUCUGGAGUGUAUGAAGUCUUUGAAGGCCACAGACUACUCAGAGCUUAAAGAGGAG